AUGUCGCUGAAGCCGGACGACCGAAGCCGGCGCGGGAGAUCCAACUCGCCUGGCGGAAGGGAACGGUCGAGAUCGAGAAGCAAUGUUGGACUUCCUGAGGCACCUGAAAUUCCGAGGACUUCUUAUACUUACCCGGCAAGUCCCUCUGCUGUGCCGUAUGGGAAUGGCAGUGGCAAUGGAGGUGUCACUUCGCCUGCUUACGGCGUGAAUACACCUACUGGAAAUUCUGGAAAUCCGUAUUUCCCUGCUAGCCCGAGCGCCAAUUCCAUGCCGGGAUCUUUCCAGCAGGUUUCCAUGCCGUACCCGGAGGAUAACGGGGGUUUCACGAUGGGCGGGUAUACGGAUUUCCCACCGCAUGAGAGGCCCGGGUAUGUUCCGCCGGCGGAGCAGUAUCCUCCUCCUCCCCUUCCACCACGCAAGAAGAGUAAAGAUGAUGAUCUGGCGUAUGGGAAGGAUUAUUCGAAGCGGGAGAAUCUUUCCAGGCAUUCGUCGUACUCGAGAGUCUCUUCUGGCCAGUAUCAGUACGCUCAGCCUCCGGACAAGAUCACCUAUACUGCGAAGCCCGUGGGCAGCCAGUCGCCGCCGGCUGUGAUUUAUAAUCAGAAUGCGUGUGGGCAGCCGCCGCCUCAGACUGUGAGAUAUAAUUCCACACCGUAUGGACAGCCGCAGUCCCAGGAAUAUGGCUACUCUGUAACGCCUCAGGGGCAAUUCCACGAGCAAAUGCCGAGCACAUACUCUCAUAACGCAUACGAGCCGGACGCCCAUGUUGUGGAUAUCACGCCGGGUCGAGAGAGGCUCGAGCGACACGGUUCCUCUUCGAGGACCAACCGACUGGCCGUGAACACCCAACCAGGAUCAUCAUUGUCAGCACCACGAUCUCCAGGACUGGGACCGAGGAUGGAUCGACUAUCCGUCAGUGGCAACAGGCCCGAUCUUCAGGCACUGGGAGGAAGCAUGCCGCCGCCGAGUCCAUUGCUCGAAGCCUAUUAUGGAACUUACCAAUCCAUCUCUCCCAUGCCCCUAGCAAUCCGUCCCGACGACGAUCUCUCCGACCUCGACUUCGAGCCUCUCUCCCCAGCCGUCUCGCGAGAAGCCCGACCAAGCGCCACGAAACCCACCAACGAUCGUCUCGCCCAAGACCUCGCCCGCAAGGAAAAGAAACGCGUAAAGCUCUACGACGCGGAAGAAGAUGCCAAAGCCAUCGCUUCCGCUCUCAACCACCAUAAACCCGACGCCGACGCCAUCUGCGAUAUCCUACCCCAUCUCUCCCACGACCAGAUCAUGGAAGUGCACAAGGAAUACAAGAAACAGGUCCGAGUGCACGGCAAGGGCGUCAACCUCUCCAAACACAUCAACAUGAAACUCUCGGGCACCAUGUUUGGCAAGGCAGUCUAUGUCACCGCUCUGGGGCGAUGGGAGAGCGAGGGCUACUGGGCGAAUUUCUGGUACCAAUCCCACGGCUCUCGCCGGGAACUGCUCAUCGAAAGCCUCAUGGGCCGCACGAACACGGAAAUCCGCAUGAUCAAGGAGGAUUUCAAAGACAAGCGCUAUUCCGACUCCCUGGUCCGAUGUAUGGAGAAGGAACUGAAAAUGGAUAAAUUCCGCACGGCCGUGUUGAUGGUUCUGGAAGAGAGGAGGCAGGAAGAACAGGAUUCCUACCCGGUGGAAUAUCUCCAUCGCGACGUCGACCUCCUCUAUCGCAGUGUGAGGGCGGACAAGGGAGGCGAAUCGGCCAUGUUGGAAAUUGUGAUCCGCAGGAGCGAUUCGCAUCUCCGCGAAGUUCUGAGGACGUAUGAGAGGAUGUAUGGCGAGAAUUUCGCCCGCGCCGCGCUCCGGAAAUCUAAUAAUCUGGUCGUGAGUCCCCCAUCCCACCCCCAAUCCCCAUCUCCCUCCCUCUCUCACUAAUACCCUCCUCCCCCCCCUCCCCCCCCAACAGGGCGAAGUCAUAGCCCACAUCCUCAACGGUGUAAUCAACAAACCCGCCCGCGACGCCCUCCUCCUACACCACGCCCUCCGCGACAUCUCCGACAAGAACACAGCCGACGAACUCCGCUACGAGCUGCUGAUUUCCCGCUUGGUGCGCGUGCACUGGGAUCGCGCGCACCUGGCGCGCGUGAAGCGGGAAUUUUACGACAAGUAUCGGCGUCCGUUGGUUGAGGCCGUGCAGGCGGCUACGGCUCCUAAGAAGGGGGAUCUGAGGGAGUUUUUGUGUGAGUUGUGUGAGGCUGGGGGUUGA
Messenger RNA from Lecanosticta acicola, 2236 nucleotides. Lineage: Eukaryota; Fungi; Ascomycota; Dothideomycetes; Mycosphaerellales; Mycosphaerellaceae. The record is from the annotation of a GenBank genome assembly.